GGACCGAGUCCCUCCUGCCCUGCGCGCCUAGCGAUGGAAGGGAAGAGCGCGGCUUAGACGCAAGGGCGUGCACACCACCGGGCUCGUCUCCGGGAGGGAGGCAGCUGCCGGUUCGGGCGGCGGCCGAGACUGCGCGAGCCGGGAGCAGGCGGUCGCACAGCCCCACGCCGGCGAGGACGCGGGAGGAGCAGGUCCCCCGCGCCGGCUGCGGCGCUUCCGUGCGCCGCGGGCGGGAGCGGCCCCGGAGCUGCCGGGACGCUGCCCUCGUCGAGCAGGGUCCAGGCGCGGCGAGGAUGCGCGCCUCCCCACGCCCGGCAGCUGCGGUCCCCGACUCUGCGCGGACUCGGGCCCCAGCGGCCGCCCGUGCCGUGCCCGCGCCGCGGGAGCGCGCCCUGCCGCACCUGGCUCCCGCCUCCCGGGGAAGUGCGGGCGACGCGCCCUGAACUCCACUACUUCUGCGCCCCGCAGCUCCGCCGGGCCUGCGCCGCCGGCCGCCUCUCACUCACGUGCGCUCGCGGCCCGGCUCGCGCGCCCGGUGCUCGCCUACCUGCCUCCGCUGAGCCCGCAGAGCCUCGGAAACUAGCCGCCCGCCGCCCGCCGCAGGACCGGCCCGCACGAGGCUGCCCGCACCCGCCCUCCGGACAGUGAGAUCAUCAGGUACCCACCAGCUGGCAUUGGUGGCUUCUCUUCUCAGCGACGUCUCUGGUGUCUGCUGCAGGGGUCUUCUUGUCCAGUCCUAGCAGCGUUGGAAAUCAGAGCUCUCCCACAGCUAUUCUUGCAAACUUCCAUUAGAUAUGUUCAAAACUCCCUGGGUGUGCAUAAGAAUUUGAAGGUGCAGCCCCACGGGCCUCCCGGCAAAGAAUAAGCCAAAAGGACAACCCAAAGGUGAGGAGAGGUCAUGGAAUGUUCACCAACGGAUACUCACCACCGGGAUAACUGAAAGGGGUCUGAAUGUAGGCUGCAGCCGCCCUGAAGGUUGAUGGAGGGCCAUGCUAUUCAAACAGCAGGUGUGGCUGAGACAGAAGCUCCUGGUGCUGGGAAGCCUUGCUGUUGGAAGUCUCCUGUAUCUAGUCGCCAGAGUUGGGAGCUUGGAUAGGCUACAACCCAUUUGCCCCAUUGAAGGCCGAUUUGGUGGAGCCAGCAGUCAGGCUGAAUUACCACUUCGUGCCCUGCAGUUUAAACGCGGCCUGCUGCACGAGUUUCGGAAGGGCAACACUUCCAAGGAGCAGGUCCGCCUCCAUGACCUGGUCCAGCAGCUCCCCAAGGCUAUCAUCAUCGGGGUGAGGAAAGGGGGUACGAGGGCCCUGCUGGAGAUGCUGAACCUCCAUCCAGCAGUGGUCAAAGCCUCUCAAGAAAUCCACUUCUUUGACAAUGAUGAGAAUUAUGCCAAGGGCAUUGAGUGGUACAGGAAAAAGAUGCCUUUUUCAUACCCUCAGCAAAUCACAAUUGAAAAGAGCCCGGCAUAUUUUAUUACGGAGGAGGUUCCUGAAAGGAUUUACAAAAUGAACUCAUCCAUCAAGUUGUUGAUCAUUGUCAGGGAGCCAACCACAAGAGCUAUUUCCGAUUAUACUCAGGUGCUAGAAGGGAAGGAGAGGAAAAACAAAACUUAUUACAAGUUUGAGAAGCUGGCCAUAGACCCUAAUACCUGUGAAGUAAACACAAAAUACAAGGCAGUAAGAACCAGCAUCUACACAAAACAUCUGGAGAGGUGGUUGAAAUACUUUCCAAUUGAGCAAUUUCACAUCGUGGAUGGAGACCGGCUCAUCACAGAACCUCUGCCAGAACUUCAGCUUGUGGAGAAGUUCUUAAAUCUUCCUCCAAGAAUAAGUCAAUACAACUUAUAUUUCAAUGCUACUCGAGGGUUUUACUGCUUACGAUUUAAUAUUAUCUUCAAUAAGUGCCUGGCGGGCAGCAAGGGGCGCAUUCAUCCAGAGGUGGACCCCUCUGUCAUUACCAAAUUGCGCAAAUUCUUUCACCCUUUUAAUCAAAAAUUUUAUCAGAUCACAGGGAGGACAUUGAACUGGCCCUAAAAUACUAUGCCAUACAACACUAUGUGUUGUGCCUGGAGACACAUGGUGUCCCUUCUAGAGUAAAUAUGCACUUUGCUAGACACAGCUAUACAAGUCAUUUUCCCCUGUAUACUUGUACAUAUGCAGUGUGUGACCAAAUAUAAGAUCAAUUCUUUUUCUAGUGAAACUUACAAAACAGAAAACAAAAUUCUGCAUAGUUGCAUCUUCUACACUAUUUACAAAACUAGAAGAGGUGGUGGUGUGGAGAGAAGGUGACUUGAGCUGUUCUCAAAGAGUUAGUCUUCCUGUGGUUCAAAAUUUGUCACCUGCCCUUUUCAUAGAUUUAAGCCAAAAGAGGAAUGUGUGAACAUGUACCAGUGGCUGUGGAGCUGCGGGAAGUGGAGGAUUCCCUUAUGCAUUUUUUCCCUAAAGAAAGCUAGCUCUAAAAUUCAGAUCCUAAGUUGGUGCCAUGAAAACAGAAAAUGCUAUUUUCUUAUUAUUUCCAAGAAUGUCCUAUCUCGUACAACUGGCAUUGUUCCAAAGUCCCCCUCGUGAUUUGCACUGUUGUUCCCUCACAUGGACCAUGGUGUCACUCAUAGCAUGUCAGUCACAUGUCAGAAAGUCAAGUCCUUUUGCUUCCAUGUUGUAUGUCAACAAAGAGAAAUGUCAUGUACAUAGUGUAUAUUGUAAAUACUGGUUUCACACUAAGUAAUUCUAUUUUGUAAACUGAAUAUGACUAAUUUAUUGUGAAAAUUAAAAUUAUUGUGGUAUUUAAAAAUGGAAUGGAUUAAAGUUACUCUAUGUGCAACUUUAUUUUGUUUUACGUUCCCGCUGCUGGCUUCCAAAGUGACAGCUCUUCCAGUGCAUUUGAGGGCCCUGGAAAGGAUCCGUUGCUCCGAUGGAUUGUCAUGCCCUCGUAAAGUAUAUUUAUGAAGCGAGGCUGAGUAUAUGUUUUUUAAAACCCAAACCAUCUGGAGAUCAAGUAAUAAUAGCUACCCCUAAGAACCCCAGCUCUGCUCUACUACUACUUUGUUCAAAUUAAUUUACUUGCAGUUGCUGCUGUGCAUAAGAGAGCUAAGGAAUAUGCUAACAGAUCAAAGCAGGGAAGAAUCGCGAUUGUAUCUGAAUGCCUUCUCAGUCAGAUGAGCAGAGAAAGUAAAUAAGAUUAGAAAGCUUGUGUGGCCUCGGUAUUGGAAGCUGCUGAUGCUUCAAAAGUGAAUAAAAGUUCUCAGAAGUCUCUUUUAGAUGAAACUAUAUCAAGCUGUUCAGAAAUGAUUGAAUUCCAUAGUGUUGCUAUGACUGACAAACAUAUGGCUCAUAUUUCCAUCCAGAAGAAUUAAUGCUAAAUUAGGUGCCUUGCUGACAUCAGAUACACUAUAUUAUGCUUAUAUAUAAUCCAGAAAAAAUGUAGAAAGAGGUGGAACAACAACACAAGUAUGGAUUUUUCCCAAUCGUACUUGUUUAUACAGUGGAAGAUAUUUGAGAGGCUUUUGUUCAGCAUCGUACUAAGAUGCCUGGAGAGGUAUAGCUGCAGGUAUAUCUCUGCAGAUAGCUCAGCAGAUUAAAGUGACUGCUUAGGCAGAUGCGGGGGCUGGGGGGUUGAUCCCCGAUGUGCUGUGCC
Octodon degus (degu) is the source of this 3630-nucleotide messenger RNA. RefSeq names its product heparan sulfate-glucosamine 3-sulfotransferase 5 (gene Hs3st5). NCBI's taxonomy places the organism in Eukaryota, Metazoa, Chordata, Mammalia, Rodentia, Octodontidae. Gene Ontology annotation, molecular function: [heparan sulfate]-glucosamine 3-sulfotransferase activity. The transcript has 5 exons. Bases 990 to 2030 code for a protein of 346 amino acids. The record is from RefSeq and is a predicted model, not a curated record.